Messenger RNA from Rosa rugosa (rugosa rose), 687 nucleotides. RefSeq names its product protein FAR1-RELATED SEQUENCE 5-like. Gene Ontology annotation, biological process: regulation of DNA-templated transcription. Gene Ontology annotation, molecular function: zinc ion binding. The transcript has a single exon. NCBI's taxonomy places the organism in Eukaryota, Viridiplantae, Streptophyta, Magnoliopsida, Rosales, Rosaceae. The record is from RefSeq and is a predicted model, not a curated record. Bases 1 to 687 code for a protein of 228 amino acids.
AUGACGACUUGUAUGGAUAUAGUAAUUGUGAAUAGUGAGGAAGAAGCAUACAACCUCUACAAUGAAAUAAUAGAGAAGUUUGAUCUUGCAGGGAACACAUGGCUCAAGACACUUUAUGACCUUCGUGAAAAAUGGUGUGCAUUAUUUAGUAAGGAUACAUUCUCUGCAGGAAUAUUAUCUACACAAAGAAGUGAGAGCACAAACAAUGUGUUUACCCUCAUGUCUACUAAAACACUGAAUCUUACUGAAUUUGUGCAUCAUUAUGAUAAACAGGCAGAACAAAUGCGUUCAAGUGAAUUGGAAGAGACUUUUCGGUGCAAUAAUGGAAUACCUACUAGGGCUGCAAGAAGUAGUGGAAUUAAGAAGCAAGCUGGUAUGGUCUACACCCGAAAAAUUUAUAAUUUAUUUGAGUUUGAGUUUGUCACUAGCUUGGCAGUGAAGAUGGAGGAAGUUGGAAGUGAUGGAACAUUGCAGACAUUUGAACUUAAUGAGGAGGGUCAUAAAAGAGUGUACAUUGUUCGAUUCAAUUCUUCAAAUCUGACCAUCUCUUGUAGUUGUCAGAUGUAUGAAUCUAUGGGCUGGUUAUGCCGUCAUGCUUUGAGGGUGUUAAAUGUGAAAAAUAUUACUCAAAUACCAACACAGUAUAUACUAAAGAGAUGGACAAAAGAUGCAAAGAAAGGAGUAUAG